This is a messenger RNA of Musa acuminata subsp. malaccensis (wild Malaysian banana), 4538 nucleotides long. RefSeq lists its product as uncharacterized. The record is from RefSeq and is a predicted model, not a curated record. NCBI's taxonomy places the organism in Eukaryota, Viridiplantae, Streptophyta, Magnoliopsida, Zingiberales, Musaceae.
CUUCUUAUAGAGGCCUCGAUCAGGAUCAGGAACAGCUCUUUGACUCGCACCCGAACGUUACUUUCCUUCCCGCAACAAGCGCAACCCUCAUCUAAGUAUGCAUUGAAGACCGACACCUUACAAACGAAUAGGUAGUGUAAACGAAAAUGGCGAAAGUCAUAAUGUCCUCCAGCAAAGCGUUAGUGCGCCCAGCUAGCAAACGAUUAGAAGCGGAAAAUAUGACCUAAACCGAAAUUGUAUCUCAAAACAAGCUAUGCGUUGGUAGAUUCUGAAUUGAUAUAAGAAAUAGGUGGUGUGUGCACUAGAAAAUAUUUGGAUUAGUGGCUUUUUUGUUCCCUUGCUUGUAGGUUUCUGGCUUUUAUCGGUCAGUUCACAAACACCAACUUAUGUAAGCGAGCGAGCUUGGCCUGCUUGGUAUUGUAGCGGGUCAAUCAAUAGAGGAACCAAGGACUAAACUAACAUAAAGAACCAUUAAUACAAUGAAAAGAAAGUACUGCUGAAGAUGUACAAUAUGGAACAUCAAAUGUCAAUCUUUAUAAUCUCAAGAACCCUGAAAGUCAUUAUUAGUAAAGGGGGCGAUGAGAAAGGAGUCUAUCUUUAUUGUAGUGCCUUCUAUUCCUCGAGAAAGAAUAGAAAAAACCCCCCCUUUGGAACUUCUCCUUCUAUUCCUCGAGAAAGAAUAGAGAAAACCCCUGGAGCUUCCCUUCUUGACCUUCUCCUUCCAUUUGGAUAGGCUAACAUAUAAUCUAGGUUGCCUUUCUAUGAGGACGAGCAGCCCAGUCUAGUCUCCUCUGUAGCUUCACGAAGGGUAAGGGGUAUUUGGAAAUAGCUGCUCUGAGAAGCUGGGCUUAGGGUGUGCCUUCAUAGGUCGUUUCAGUGACUCAUAGGGCUUACCUCAGCUCAAACUGGUGUCGCUACCUCCCCUAGGACUUGAAUGAUUAUCCCUGCCCGAUGGGUCUACAUUCAUCCCGGAAUGUCGUCGGGUACUAUUAACUUCCCCGCCAUUCUUGUAACCGUCACCUGUAAUCCGCGCAGGUGUGUCUGCACCCCCUAAGAGUUGACGAGAAAGAAAGGAAUUCUCGGAGCCCUUCAAGACCCACUUUCCCGUAUGAGCAUUCGGUACAUGUAGAAGUCUGUGGAAGAGUCAAAGGGUCACAAAAAAGGAGGAUAUCCCCCCUAAUCUUAGAUGGGUCGUAAGAGGGUUCGCCGCGGUUCAUUGCUGUGCUGACACACUAGGCUACCCUUUUCCGAAAGCGUAGCGGGACUACCUAUCACUAGUCUUCGGCCGGAGGGGUUUAUUGCACGAAUGCCGGGACGCUAGGAAGCCCAACGAAUGUAAGAUGCAAAGCCCCGCACCUCAUUAAGAUCAUAUUGGCAUACUCUCCUAAAAAAAAUAGAGCAGACCCCAUUGAAGACGGGAGUGAGGUACAACAAGGCCAUUUCAGUCCCUUCUCACGGAGCCGUACGUGGACGUUACCGCUCAUACUGCUCCCAGCCAGCAAGAGUUAGCAAAGCUCUACAAGGAAUAGAAGUGUGGAUGAAUCGACAUCAAAAAACAUAGAAUCAUGAAAACCAACGUAUUAACAAGCGCGUUUCGAGUUAGUUAGAAAUCCAGAAUACAAUAUAUAACAUGCAUGAUUAGAGCAUCCCUUUCCAUACAAUAUAUAACAUGCAUGAUUAGAGCAUCCCUUUAAGAAAAACCUACGGAUCCCCGCCCACUCCAGCCACUUCAGCACCUUGUGAUCCUUGAUAAGAUCAUUACGAGCCCUCUAAAAGAAUGGUAGAUUUUGUUUGAUAAUGCCAUGGUUGAGAUUAUGAGUAAGAGAAUGAAUCUGGGAAUCCAAUACAUAUUCAUCCAGGAGCUUUUGCUCUCUUCAGUCGGGAAUACUUAACAUAUUCAUCCAGGAGCUUUUGCUCUCCUCUGUAUAGGGGGUUUCUAGAGAAAGAAGUGAGUCGAGGCGGAGGGGUUUCUAGAGAAAGAAGUGAGUCGAGGCGAGCCCGCUUCGCUUGACCGAUUCUUCGGAGUCGGAGGAAGAGAAACCCUGAACAAGAAGGCGAUGUGAGAUCAACAGCAAAAAACAGUGUUUUUAUGCCCCAGAAGAGCUGCCCACGGAUAAGAUAAGCCUAUAAGAACAAAGACGACUGGACACAAACAAAAGAAACCAGAAGACCCUAUUGAUCUUAUUAAAGCCCUGCCCCGAUGAUAGGCUCCUAUAGCUCGCUACACUACAUAUCGGAAAAGGUCUCUCUAAACUUGGAGAUAAGAGAAUCAUUGGUUUGACCGACGAGCUACGUGGGAAAUACAAGAUCUAGGCAAGCCGAUACAUUCCCCUUUCCCUUGAACGAUAGAUGGAAUCACUACUUGGGUUUUCUCUUAGAUUAGAUACGGGUCGAUCGGUUCGCAUCUUACUUGGUAUGUUUUCGGAUCUAUAUUCUUCUAUCUAUAGGAGAAAUCGCUAUCUCGUUGCACCACACCGAUUCUCGCUCUUAUUCCUACCCCCCAUGCCGUGACUUUGACUGUUAGUAUGAUGAAUGAGUGUAAAGAGAGUUUAUAGAAGUUCCCUGUCCCUCCCAUAAAACCCAAGAGUUCUACUUGCCCUUCUUGACAACAAACUAAGGGUGCUGUUACAACGCCACCGACCAAACAUAGAGUAUGCUUACUUACAAGAUAAGGCUAUAUCUUAUAUGAUUGAAAACCGCUCUGCUCUAAUCAUUCAUUUGAGAUUGUAGGCCGUAUCAAUGAAACCGCAUAGAGAUAGCUUCAAAGAAGACAAGAAUAGCGAAACUCAACAACUACUGACUUACAACUGUGGAAUGGCAAUCUUAUUCCUUCCUAUUAAAAACAUAUUAAGAUCCUAUGAGGCAGGUAAUCCUUUGAUUAAGAUCCUAUGAGGCAGGUAAUCCUUUUCCUAUUAAACAAACUCUCAGGUAAUCCUUUUCCUAUUAAACAAACUAUUAUUAUCCUCAAUGGAAUCCUAUAGUAGUGAAAGGUUGUAUUCACUAUGAUUAUCCUCAAUGGAAUCCUAUAGUGGUAUGUAUCCGUUUUUCUUCCUUCAAAAUCAAUAGAGAGAUAUAGAUCAAUAUAGAGAUAUCAAUCCAAAGUAUAAAGAAGUGGUUUUCGAAUUCCAAUAUAAAUAGAAUAUCUAGAAUCAAGAACUUAUUAAGGGCCUUUGAAAACAUUAUACAGUUUGCAUUCUGAUAAUAGUGGUGAAGUUCCCUAUGAUAGCUUUGUUUCAGUCACAGUGAAAUUAUGCUAUUUAUAGAGAGGACUAUGAAGAUGCUGUAAGAAGUUGGCUAUUGCUGGUGCUACAGAAAAUGAUAUAGUUGGAAUCGAAGAACUGCAAUAUAUACUAUAUUUAUAUGUAAUCUACUAGUCUAUGUAAUCUACUAGUCUUAUUUGUUUCUAGCAAUAUAUACUAUACUUAGUAUGUAAUCUACUAGUCUUAUUUGUUUCUAAUGUGGAAAAUCUACUAGUCUUAUUUGUUUCUAAUGUGGAAGCUUCUUUCUUUGAUUAUUAUGGUAUAGAGCUAUAGAGUCAGAGAAUAUUAUGGUAUAGAGCUAUAGACUAAGUAAUAUUGUGGCAGAGAGCAAUAGAGUCAGAGAAUGACAAUGAUGCAGCUCACAUUCUAUACUAUGCUAGUACGACAGGUUAGUUCCAAAUCUCAAUGUCUUUCCCAUUCUGAAAUAGAGAUUUCUGAAGCCCUAUUGAAAACACUAUGAAGCUUUGUCAAAUGAAUGUUACUAAAGGUAGUAAUGCAGUUUGAUCAUCAAGUUCGAUUCUACAAUGUGUUGUCAAUCUAUGUAAUCUUCAUGGAUUGUGUCAUAUCUUAGCAAGUAACAGUUUCCAAAUUGGUCCAGCACGCACUCUUAUGUGGUUGACUAGGAAAGUUCCCCCAAUACAUAUCCAUGAAACAGGUGUUCAAUAGUUCCUAUGCAGUCUCUUAGGUUGACUUUCCGUUUGAUUGAAGGUUUUCUUUUGUCUACCAAUUCUCUUCUCUAUGAGUCUACCCAUUUUCCGUUAUAAGGAUCUCCUAUGUUUAGAAGGAUCUCCCAUGUAUUUCUUCAAUGUAAGGUGCAGCCUCUCAAUAGCUACAAAAUCCAUCUUUCUACGGAGGACACUUUGCGAAACAAGCAAAAAGGAAGUAAGUGCCUGCCUUUCCAAUUGACAAUCAUGACUUUCUAUUGUGCUUCUAACGUCCAAGUGAAAUGAACUUGUUGAAAGAAGGAUACUACUAACAACUAUAUCAUCUCCUUAUAUGAAUUCAAAGAGCAUUUUCUACUGUGCUACUGUGUUAUGCUACAAUAUCUGAGUCAAGUCCGUUUUCUUGCUAGAGCAUUCUACUUAGGGCUUCUCCUCACCUGUAGUUUUGAAUAAGGAAGGUAUGGGGUGUGUCUAUGUUAGACUUUCACUCUCUUUAGAAUUUCUGGAUGAUUUAGUAUAGGAGUCGACGAAGUGUUCCAAUCUGCUGUAAUACUGCAGUAAAUGCACUUUUCUCUUGGUUUGGAGCCCUUUCUCUGAUGGUUUCAAGUCUUUCCAA